AUGAGGCCGUUGACGGAAGAAGAAACCAAAGUGGUUUUCGAGAAGCUUGCCAAUUACAUUGGUAGAAACAUCUCCUUCUUGAUCGACAACCCAACGAACCCUCACGUUUUCAGACUACAAAAGGACAGAGUCUACUAUGUCUCAGAGGCUGUCGCCAAGUUCGCCACUUCUGUGUCUAGAGACCGUCUCAUCUCUCUUGGUACAUGUUUCGGAAAGUUCACGAAAACAGGAAAGUUCAGAUUGCAUAUCACAUCCUUGACCUACUUGGCUCAACACGCUAAGUACAAGGUGUGGAUCAAGCCCAAUGGAGAGAUGCCUUUCUUGUACGGAAACCAUGUUUUGAAGGCUCACAUUGGAAGAAUGUCUGACGAUAUUCCAGAACACGCCGGUGUUAUUGUGUUCUCCAUGCAUGAUGUGCCUCUUGGGUUUGGUGUUUCAGCUAAGUCAACCACCGAGGCUAAGAGUCUCCAACCAACUGCCAUCGUCGCUUUUAGACAAGGUGAUAUUGGUGAGUACUUGAGAGAGGAGGACACUUUGUUCACGUAG
Messenger RNA from Candidozyma duobushaemuli, 546 nucleotides. RefSeq names its product ribosome biosynthesis protein (gene NIP7). Gene Ontology annotation, molecular function: RNA binding. Lineage: Eukaryota; Fungi; Ascomycota; Pichiomycetes; Serinales; Metschnikowiaceae. Bases 1 to 546 code for a protein of 181 amino acids. Gene Ontology annotation, cellular component: preribosome, large subunit precursor; nucleolus; nucleus. Gene Ontology annotation, biological process: ribosomal large subunit biogenesis; ribosome assembly. The record is from RefSeq and is a predicted model, not a curated record. The transcript has a single exon.